AUUCUAUCGUUGCCGCUAGCUCCAACCAUACCAGCUCACGCACACGACAGCAUCACAGCAAGAAGAUCAUUGUUGAUACCGGAACUCUUAGCAGGCGGCAGGCUUAUAAAACGUCGUCUUCACCACUCACCACGCUUCUAAGUUUCCUCCGCCAUUUUCUUUCUCGUCUGUUGCGCUGCGUGGCAAGAGACAGCCAAGGGAGGAUGGGGAACUGCGGGUUGAAGCCGAAGGCGCUUGGCGACGACGACGCUCCCCCGCCUGCCGAGCCGCCGACGGCACCGGCGACCGGCGCGGAACAGGAGGCGGCGCUGCCGGCGGUGGUGGAAGAGGCACAGGUACCUGCGGAGGAAGCUAGCCGGGACGUCGUGGUCGGGCAACAGAGUGAGGAGGGUACCAGCGCAGCAGCUGAAACGAAAGAACAGGAAGAACCGAAGGAAACAGAGGGCACGGAGCCCCCGAAGGAGAAGGAAACGGUGGCGGAGGAGGCCCCCUCCGCCGGCGAACUUCCGACGUCCACGCCGGCCAGCGUCGACUGAUAUCAAGUUUUGAAAUGAAGGUUUUGUUGUAACGUGGUCCGCUUCAAUUACUUUGGGUGUACAAUUUUCAGAGUUUGUUUUGGGACGAACAGUAGUUCUGGAGCUGCAUUGUGGCAGCUUUUCUUUUUGCGCUUCCCGGCUUUUGGUGUAUACAUACAGUCGCUUCAUUUUCGUUCUGGAUUGUUGGCAGGAUGGAAUGGAAUUAUGAAUUGUCCUUCGAUUUUA
Messenger RNA from Aegilops tauschii subsp. strangulata, 761 nucleotides. RefSeq lists its product as uncharacterized. Lineage: Eukaryota; Viridiplantae; Streptophyta; Magnoliopsida; Poales; Poaceae. The record is from RefSeq and is a predicted model, not a curated record.